Chara braunii is the source of this 1484-nucleotide messenger RNA. Lineage: Eukaryota; Viridiplantae; Streptophyta; Charophyceae; Charales; Characeae. The record is from the annotation of a GenBank genome assembly.
AGCUGGUUGUGCCGAAGAAGCGAUUGGUCAUCACAAUCGACAUCGGAUCAUCUGGUGAGAAUCUGUGUGGUUGGGGGCAGCUAUUUUGAGAUUGUGUGCAGUGCUGUAGCAUAUGAGUGACAGGGAGAGAACCACCGAGGACGAUAGGAUCCUACUAUCGGCAGGGCGCCGAUUGGCCCACGUGGCAUUAGGACCCGAGGGUGACAGGCUUCUGUUCCGUCAGCUUAGGGAAAGACAGCAGAAGCAGCGGAGAGCUAGGGCCGCAGAGGCAAGAAGGGCGUUCACAAGCGAAGCCGCUACUUCGGCAGCCAUGGCCACAGCUGCGCAGCAAAGCUCCAAGGCCAGUAGUUCAGGGACUGUAGGGACAACAAUUGCACAGAACCUGAGUCAGUCUGCUGGUGUCAUGGCAAGCCAGCAGUUGGUGUCGACUCCCGAGGAGAUCGUCAUACAGAGAUCAGAUGCUCGAGAGGCACAGCUACAGAAGGCGUUAGGAGAGAGAAAGGCAGAGAAGGAGAGGAUGCUCAAACGUAAGUCAAGGAUGCAGCGGAGACGAGCAGACCUUAGAGAGUUAGUGGAGAUGGACCUGACUCAUAUGGAUGGUGAUGUAAAGGUCGUGAGAACUGCCCUGCUAGAUUCUGCUGUCUCGCAGCCGGCACAGCCGCAGGGCACACAGCCCCAACAGCAGCUAGUGCAGCAGCCUGCACCCCAUGGUCCACAACCUGGAGUGGCGCAGGUACAGGGACAAGGACAGUGGGUUCCGAAGACUGCCAUCGGCUCACCUAGACCCUUCUUAGGGGAUAAGAGGGGGGAAGACCUUGACACAUGGUUGAGGAAUCAGUUGGCGGGUAAGCCAAACAUCAAUGUACACAACUUCCCCUCGUUCAACAAGAAGGCCCUAGACCUAGAGGCAAAAAUAGGGCAUGGGCACCAACCCACGACGGAUGGUAGGAAGAAGGCACUGCCUCCCAACUGGAAAGCGAAGAGUCGCAUUAUGUUCGUCGAUAACGAUGGUUCAACCAUCGAAUUAGAUGACGACUUCCAAAAGGGAGUAGGUUCAGAGGUGGGCAGCGCAGAGGCUUCAGGGGGUGGAGCAGUCGCUGCCUCAAUCCAAAAAGGUGAGGCAGUCGGUGGAUGCCGCAGAGGCUCCCGGUCUAGGAGUCCAGUAAACCCCAACGCUCCUCCAUGGGAGAAAGCGGGUCUCACAAAGGACGUGUGGAGAGACCGGUACACCCGGCAAGCUUGUAUUCGUCGUGGCCAAUAUGGUCAUAACCAGCUCAAGUGCCGAAACAACAACAAGGUGACGGAAAAGAUCCUGCCUACUUUGGGGCAAGCGACGGGAUCCUCCGCUUUCCAGGGUAACAAUGUUGCCAGCAGUUCCGACCUUGCUCUGGGAAACACGUCGGGCCAGUAGGAAUGGUAGUUGUUCCUACUAGGGUCGGGGUGGUGGACACCCCCCCACCAUCUCGAGAGAUGGCCCAAGCUAC